GAGACUGACAGCUCUCCUCAGGUCACCUGUCAUAUGACUCGCGUUUUGACCGUUUCAGCGCUUUUUUACUGUCAUCUCGUUGUGUAGCUCGAACUGACCAGCAGUCCGACAGCUCUGAAACACGACUGAAGUGUCCAGUAGCAUGGCCCACACCGGCACACACUCUCAGCCCGUGCGGGCUUGUUUGCUCUUAGUUGUCGUCAGUGUGUGGGUGCAGCAGGUGGAUGGAGUCUGGCCGCUGCCGCAGCAGCUCGAUCAGUCCGCGGACAGAAACAGUCUGAGUCCUCAACGGUUCUCCUUCACUUACGGGAGGGACUCGGCCGCGCAGACUGGGUGCUCCGUCCUGGACGCUGCUUUCAAGAGAUACUUCUCCAUCAUAUUCCCUGACUUCACGAAAGGAUCAGAAAAUGGGCUUCAGUACAUGUGGUCGGAGCCUCAACCCUUUGUCGUGUCAGUGAGUGUCAAAACCAGAGGAUGUGACGGCUACCCUGACGAAGAUUCAGAUGAGAGCUAUAACUUGAGUGUGUCAGAGGGCCAGGCUGUGCUGAGAUCAGUGACUGUAUGGGGUGCUCUGAGAGGUCUGGAGUCCUUCAGUCAGCUUGUGUACCAGGAUGAUUAUGGCUCUUAUUUUAUCAACAAGACAGAGAUUGUAGACUUUCCACGUUUUGCAUUCAGAGGACUUUUACUGGACACUUCAAGGCAUUAUUUACCCCUCCAUGCUAUUUUGAAGACCCUGGAUGCUAUGGCCUACAGUAAAUUUAACGUCUUUCACUGGCACAUCGUGGAUGAUCCUUCUUUCCCGUAUCAGAGCCGCACCUUUCCUGACCUCAGUAAUAAGGGAGCUUUUCAUCCGUUUACUCACGUCUACACACAGUCAGAUGUGAUGAGGGUGAUUGAACAUGCGAGAAUGAGAGGCAUCAGAGUCAUUCCAGAGUUUGACUCUCCUGGACACACUCAGUCAUGGGGGAAAGGACAGCCAAACCUCUUGACUCCCUGUUACAAGGGGGAUGUGCCCUCUGGUUCAUUCGGACCUGUCGAUCCAACAGUAGACACCACUUAUAAGUUCAUGGAAAGCCUCUUGAAAGAGGUGAAGUUUGUCUUUCCUGACUCUUACGUUCAUUUAGGAGGGGAUGAGGUCAGUUUUGCCUGCUGGCAGUCGAAUCCCAAUGUGCGAACGUUUAUGGAAAAGAUGGGCUUUGGGAAGGAUUUUACCAAACUGGAAUCAUUCUAUAUGGAGAGUAUAAUGAACAUGACCGCCGCUCUCAACAGAACCUCCAUUGUUUGGCAGGACGUGUUUGACUACCACGAGCGACCCAGAUCUAAGUACGUGGUGGAGGUUUGGAAGCAGGGCUGUUACCUGUGUGAGAUGCGCCGGGUGACUAAGGCAGGGUUAAAGGUCAUCCUGGCGGCCCCUUUCUACCUCGACCUGCCGAUACCCACUCACAGCUGGGCCCGUUACUACAUCGUGCGGCCCUUAGCCUUUAGGGGGACGGAAGAGCAGAAGAAGUUGGUGAUUGGUGGAGAGGUCGCCAUGUGGGGUGAAUAUGUCGACGCCACCAAUCUGAACCCACGCCUGUGGCCGAGAGCCUGUGCUGCAGCGGAGAGGUUGUGGAGCGAUGAAGAAAAAACCCUGAACGCAGAUCUGGCCUUCCCUCGCCUGGAAAAGUUUCGCUGUGAACUUCUAAGGCGGGGUAUUCAAGCGGAGCCUCUGUUUGUAGGUCAUUGUAAACAUGAGUAUGAUGGCCUGUAAGUCCACUAAAACUGAAGAGCGAUGUGUUUAUGCACUGCGAUAUUGCUUUGGA
Molecule: messenger RNA, 1802 nt
Organism: Sinocyclocheilus anshuiensis
Lineage: Eukaryota; Metazoa; Chordata; Actinopteri; Cypriniformes; Cyprinidae
Gene: hexa
Product: hexosaminidase A (alpha polypeptide)
Exons: 14
Coding region: 143-1750 (535 amino acids)
Biological process (GO): carbohydrate metabolic process; ganglioside catabolic process; glycosaminoglycan metabolic process
Cellular component (GO): lysosome; membrane
Molecular function (GO): beta-N-acetylhexosaminidase activity
Source: RefSeq, a predicted model, not a curated record